Dromiciops gliroides (monito del monte) is the source of this 3055-nucleotide messenger RNA. It is a transcript of the gene TLR6, whose product is annotated as toll like receptor 6. Gene Ontology annotation, cellular component: membrane. The record is from RefSeq and is a predicted model, not a curated record. Lineage: Eukaryota; Metazoa; Chordata; Mammalia; Microbiotheria; Microbiotheriidae. Gene Ontology annotation, molecular function: transmembrane signaling receptor activity; Toll-like receptor 2 binding; lipopeptide binding. Gene Ontology annotation, biological process: cellular response to bacterial lipopeptide; inflammatory response; immune response. The coding region runs from base 151 to 2580 and encodes 809 amino acids. The transcript has 2 exons.
GGAAACUUCAUUUCCUCUGAAGAGAAAUCUGGAUGAGUGGGGGCUCUUAUAUACCUUUUGUUCCAAAUCAAAAUGAUGAAAGAUGAAGAAAGAAGAGCUCAGAAUUACACAGGAGACAAAAUUUGGACCUGUGUUAAGAUGCUCUGAAGAAUGACAGUGACCCUUAGGGAUGUCCACUGCAACACUAUGGCUAAUCCCAGGCCAUCAAUCAUCAGAAUAUUUCAUUUUGUCCACAUCUUUAUGCUGAUCCUUGGGAGUGGAAUCCCAUACUCUUUGGAAAAUGAAUUUGUGGGCAAUUAUUCAAACAGCUUUCUCAGUCAUGUUCCAAGACUCCUAUCAUCAAAAACAACAGUCUUAGAUCUUUCCCUAAAUAAUAUAACUGGGCUUCAGAUUAAGGACUUCAAAUCUCUACCAAAGCUGAGAGUUUUAAAACUUUCUCAUAAUGAGAUCCAGUAUCUUGAUAUCAGUGUUUUCAAAUUCAACCAGAAUCUGGAAUACUUGGAUUUGUCCCACAACAAGUUAUGGAAGAUUUCUUGCCAUCCUCUCAUGAAUCUCACAUAUUUAGACCUCUCGUUCAAUGAAUUUGAAGCCCUCCCCAUCUGUGAGGAAUUUGCCAACAUGUCUCAACUAGAUUUCCUGGGACUGAGUGCUACAAGAAUACAAAAAUCUGACUUACUACCAAUUUGCCAUUUGAAUCUAAGUCAUAUCCUGCUAGACCUACAAAGAUUUCAUGAAAAAAAAGAGAAAUUGGAGAGCCUUCCAGUUUUGAGCACAAAGAUAUUGCAAAUUAUCUUCCCUCCAAAUAGAGCAUUCUCUGUUCAAUUAGAUAUGUCAGUGAACAAUGUAAGAGAAUUAGGACUAACUAAUAUUAAUUUAGAUGAUGAUAAAUGUUCAAUUUUCAUUGAUUUUUUAUCAAAAGUCAUGAAUAAUUUAAGAUUUCUGAACCUUACACUCCACAAUGUUGAAAUUACUUGGAAAUGCUUUGUGGGAAUUCUUCAAUUUCUUUGGCACAAACCCUUGGAAUAUCUCUUUAUCUACAACUUAACAUUGGUGGAAAAAAUUAAUGAAGAACCAUUUAUAUAUUAUGAAACUUCUCUGAAAGGACUAAAAAUAGAACUUCUUACCAACAAAGUUUAUUUAUUUUUACAAACAUAUUUGUAUCAAAUCUUUUCAGAAAUGAACAUAAAAAUGUUAACAAUGUCAGAUACUGCUUUGUUAUAUAUGCUUUGUCCUUCUAAGCCUAGUCCAUUUCAGUAUUUGGACUUUACUAACAAUCUUUUCACAGACAACAUUUUCCAAGGUUGUAGAAACUUAAGCCUCUUACAAACACUUAUUUUACAAAAGAACAAAUUGAAACACCUUUCCAAUAUAGUUCACAUGACAGAGACAAUGAUGUCACUGAAACAUCUGGAUUUAAGCCAGAAUUCCAUCAGUUAUAAUGCAGAUAAUAGCAACUGCCAUUGGGCUGAAAGUCUACUGGUCCUAAAUUUGUCUUCCAAUGAGCUCACAGACUCAGUCUUCAGAUGUUUACCUCCCAGUAUCACAGUGCUUGAUCUCCACAGAAACAAAAUCAGGAGCAUCCCUAAAGAGAUGUCUAGUCUGGAAACUUUGCAAGAACUAAAUAUUGCUUUUAAUUCUUUAUCCGAUCUUCCAGGGUGCGAUACCUUUAGUAGCCUUUCUAGAUUGGUCAUCCGAUAUAAUUCAGUUUCCCGCCCAUCGGCUCACUUCUUCAACAGCUGCCAGAAUAUUAAAUCACUACACGCAGGAGACAACCCAUUCCUGUGUACCUGUGAGCUAAGAGAAUUUAGCAAAAAUAUGGCCACAUUAUCGAAGAGAGUGGUAAGUGGAUGGCCAUCCUCGUAUAAGUGUGCCUUUCCAGAUAGCUAUAAGGGGACACAGUUAAAGGACUUUCACUUGUCUCCCUUAUCAUGUAAUUUAGUUCUGUUGAUUAUCACUAUCAGCAUCACUGGGUUAGUUCUAAUGAUUGUUACAAUCUUUUUGUGCAUCCAUUUUGACUUGCCAUGGUAUCUGAGGAUGAUAUUUCAGUGGACUCAGACACGACGAAGAACUAGGAACAUUAGCAUAGACAAACUUGAAAGAACAUUCCAGUUUCAUGCUUUUAUUUCAUACAGUGAACUGGACUCUGGCUGGGUGAAGUAUGAGCUGCUUCCAAAACUAGAGGACGAAGACAUAAGGAUUUGCCUUCAUGAGAGAAACUUUGUCCCUGGAAAGAGUAUUGUGGAAAACAUUAUAAACUGUAUAGAGAAAAGUCACAAGUCCAUCUUUAUUUUGUCCCCCAACUUCAUUCAGAGUGAAUGGUGCCAUUAUGAGCUUUAUUUUGCUCAUCACAAACUUUUUCAUGAAGGUUCUGAUAACUUAAUCCUCAUUUUACUGGAGCCAAUCUCACAGUACACCAUUCCUGCCAAGUAUCACAAGCUGAAAGCUCUCAUGGCCCAGAGAACCUAUUUGGAAUGGCCCACAGAGAAGAGUAAGCAGGUGCUUUUUUGGGCUAACAUCAGAGCAGCAUUUAACAUGAAAUUAGCAUUAGUUGAAGAAGAUAAUGACACUGAGAUAAGAUAAUUUAAAAUUUUUAUUAUUUUAAAUCAUUAUAAAUCAAAUCUAUUUUGUAUCUACUGUGGUAAAAAUUAUUUGUGGUAAAAAUUUUAACACGCCAUAUAUUAGAUUUGGCCCUCACACUAUUUAAUUGUGUUACUCACUUGGUGUUUGGGGGUCUAUAGUAAUAUUAUAGUUGAUUUUAUAUUGUUUAUUUGGUUUAAUGAGAUUGGACUGGACCUCGGAUUUCAGAGAACUCCAUCUACGAGUUAGCUGGGGGCACUUAGAAACUAAGCAAAUGACUCAUGGUCACACCCUAUUUGUCAGAGUUGGGACUUGAAGCUAAGUCCUCCUGUCUCUGAAGCUCUCUAUCUACUACAUAAUGUUCCCCCUGAAAUUUCAUUUAAUACUUUAAAAAGUCUGUGGGUUUGAUGGUGUGAGUACUAUGUCUUCUGGUAUAGAUUCUAACUCUACCUUACUUUUUUUUUUUUUUUGUGGGGCA